CUCUCUUCUUCUCUUGCCCACCUCUCCCCCCUUUCUCCCGUCCCCGCUACGAUCGGCUACAUCACCAUGACGAUCGACUACAUCGAGCCAGUGGACCCGCGCCGCCUCGCCCAGGCGAAGACUUUUGCUGACGGCGCCCUGUUCUCGGAUUGGGAGGCCGUCGCAUGCCCCACGGACCCUGCUACAGGCCUGCGGGAGCUCGACCUCUCUCGGGUGGUGUGUAUGGCGGGCUGCAGGACUUGCAAAGGCCUGCGUCAAAUUGACUUGCCGGGCUUGUCCUCCGGCCUGUUUCGCAUGAUCAGCGACCAGACAACGCCGGGGAAGCCGGACUUUCUCCUGGGCGUUAUGGGCACGGAGAUGCAAGCCGGCAAAGAGGCCGUAAAGUCGCCCGCAGAAAUUUUUCUCCAGACCAAGCGCGCGCUGCUGGAUGCCACGGCGAAGUACCUCUUCACCUGCCCCUCUCACGCGGGGAUGAUGCACACUGACGAUCUUGCUGCGUUUAGCGUGGUAUCGGGCGCCAAACGGGCGAGGACAGCGGAGCCAGAGCCGGACCUCGCCUCUCUCCUUCAGGCGAUCGAGGAAGAAGGACAGCAGCAGCCGGAGGCGGCAAGCAACAAAGCGCCAGCAAAGAAGAAAUUGCCGACCAUUGUCUCCAUUGGCACUCAGGUGAGAGAUUGA
Molecule: messenger RNA, 678 nt
Organism: Ectocarpus sp. CCAP 1310/34
Lineage: Eukaryota; Phaeophyceae; Ectocarpales; Ectocarpaceae
Source: the annotation of a GenBank genome assembly